UUCCUCGUAUGGACCCACUAUGGAGGGGUUGAAGAAUAUAUAUCAAGUGAAUACUCCCUCAUGUAGAAGUUCUUAGAUUUGGAGUAUCAAUUCAGAUAACGUCGAUAUACUCAGUAUCUAAGAACUCAUUUUCUCAUUCUCACAAGCUAUAUAUAGAAAUUACACCUUUUCCUCCCUUCAAAAUGGCAAUUUCAACCCCAAAUAAUAGCACCGUUCUCAUAACCGGUAUAAACGGCUAUAUAGCCAGUGUCCUUGGUAUGCAACUCCUAGAAGCAGGGUAUUCUAUUCGAGGCACCACACGUCGUCUCUCCAGUGCCGAUCCUCUUCUUGAAGGUCCUUAUGCACCUUAUAUAGAUCGAGUCAAGAUAUAUGAGGUACCUGAUAUGACAGUUUCUGGAGCUUUUGACGAAGCUGUUAAAGGUUGAAAUAUCCCCUCCAGACUAGUUGAACUGAACUAAUACCCACAAAGGCGUUCAUGGAAUAUUUCACACCGCAUCUCCAAUCGACUUCACUUUGACAACCUACGCCCAAAUGGUCACACCUGCCGUAGAUGGCACCAACACUCUUCUCAUCUCCGCCCUAAAAGCCGGUCCUCAACUCAAAGCAGUAGUAGUAACAUCUUCCGUCAUCGCCGUCACAAACCCUCGCACCGACUAUCACGUCUUCACCGAAGCGGACUUUGCAUCCGAAUACCUUGCGCAAGCACAACUCGAUCUAAAAGAAGGACGACAAACUCACCCAGGAGUCCUCUACGGAGCCUCCAAAACAGCCGCCGAUCAGGCCGUCUGGAAAUUCCUCAAAGAGACAAAACCAGCAUUCGCCAUCAGCACCAUCAACCCUGCCGUAGUAGUCGGCCCUCCAGUUUACCUACCCAAGACAGGCGACAAAUUAAACGAAACCCUAAGACCAAUCUGGAGCAUGCUCUCGGGAAACGCCAAAACCAUCCCUGACGAUAUCGGAAGCGCAAGUUGGGUAGAUGUUCGUGAUGUGGCCUAUAUGCACAUAUGGGCAUUCGAGCAUCCAGAAAAAUCAAACGGAGAACGUUACAUAGGAUGUGUCGGAAUCGGUCCCUGGCAGGCACAUGCCGAUAUCACAAGAGCGUAUUUCAAGGAGAAGGGAGAAGAGCAAAUUGUGAAAAAUAUACCACUUGGAAACCCUGGAGAGGGAUACGUCGGAUAUAACAAGGAAACGGGAAUAGUGGAAAGAGUGGAAUUGGCACCUGAUGCACCGAGGGUGAGUGGUGAGAAAGCGCCGAAGGAAAUGGGAUUCACGUAUAAGAGCUUAGCAGAGAGUACGAUUGCGACGGCGGAAGCUAUUAGACCUUUACUCUAAGAGAGUUAGAGGGAAGGGGAAGAAGUCUUGUGUUAGAUUUUAGAUUAGAGGUGUAACACUUAUCACACAUAUAUUUGUAUAACUAGUUUGUUAUAGAAUAGACCGAAUAUAGAUAAAUAG
Messenger RNA from Sclerotinia trifoliorum, 1452 nucleotides. Lineage: Eukaryota; Fungi; Ascomycota; Leotiomycetes; Helotiales; Sclerotiniaceae. The record is from the annotation of a GenBank genome assembly.